Molecule: messenger RNA, 758 nt
Organism: Effrenium voratum
Lineage: Eukaryota; Dinophyceae; Suessiales; Symbiodiniaceae
Source: the annotation of a GenBank genome assembly
GUUGCACGAGAUAGCAAAUCAGAGAUUUUGGAGAGAGCCAUGGCCGUGAAUCCUUUGUUGGCUCAGGAUGGUGCCACCCAGUCGCUGUUUCCCAUGCCAGAGAGUGGGGAGGCCUUCGUGCUCAAGCGAGACAACAUCGACUUCGAAUGCGCACUUCCCCGCGGUGGUAAACUUUGGGGAAGGGGCUGCUUCUUCCUCUCAUCGAAGAGAAUAGUCUUUGUGUCCGGGGACAAAUCCUGCCGGCAAGACUUCAGAUCUUUUGCGAUUCCCCUUCACACGCUUAGGAAGCCAAAGUUUGAGCAGCCCAUCUUUGGCGCAAACUACUUGGCUGGCUCCACGAAGCCCCUGCCCGGCAUGGAGAACGACCCAGCAGCUGCCCCACUUCUGGGUGGAGACACGGUUUUCUACUUGACCUUCCGAAGUGGGGGCUGCAAUACCUUUCUUCAGCUGCUAUUUCAGCUGCUCUCGGAGGUGCAGGAGGCUCGCGCGCAAGGGCCCAUCGCUCAAGCCGCUCAGGAGGGACGACUAAACCAGGUCGCAUAUGUUGACCCAAGUGAUCCUUCGGUGCUCUACCUGUCGCAGCCUACAGCAGUUGCUGGGUCGGAGGAGCGAACCAACUUCCAAAUGGACGCGCCAUCGGCACCUCCUCCAGAAGGUACUCAGCCAGCGCCUCCAGCUCGCAACAACAAUUGUGUGGUAUGCUGAGAGAGGGAAGAUCACGAUGCCACCGUGCAUCAGACACAUUCUCAGGUGCUUGC